Messenger RNA from Acanthoscelides obtectus, 9404 nucleotides. NCBI's taxonomy places the organism in Eukaryota, Metazoa, Arthropoda, Insecta, Coleoptera, Chrysomelidae. The record is from the annotation of a GenBank genome assembly.
GUAGCCAAUCGCCAAGCUAUCCAUUUUAGUCGCCAUUUAAAGCCGUCAAAUCGCCACGCUCGGCAACCCUGCUGCGAAUAUUUGGGAUAUCUCCAAUUGACAGUUGUCAAAAUGUUCGUGAUUUGACAUUUGACACUCCAGAAAUAUUUGAAAUCUUUCAUAAAUGUCUUCUGUAUUCAUUCCAAAUUCCAAGUUAAAUAAUGAAAUGUAGGUUCUCUUCAAGAAGUAAGCCGGGUAAUUAUAUGAUUCGUACAGAACUUAGAUUAACGCUACCAUUUUAUAGAAUUUGAAAAGUUGUCAACAAAUUCUUUUUAAGUUAUAUAUGGAUAUGAAGAGCUCAUAACUUGUUAGGUUUCUGUAUCCAAAAUUAUGGAUAAAAAGGUAAUACCGCUGUAUAUAACAGACAGCCUUGCUGCUCUGGUCGCUUUGGCGACAAAAGACAAUGUUUUCAAAUACCUCAACAAAUCUCAUAAGCUUAAAAAUUUAGCUUCCAAAAUGAAAGCGGAACUGUUGCUGCUGUGUCGAGAGGACCAAGAGAAAUGUUACAUUUUAGCUAAGCGCUAUGUUUUGCUGAUGGAUCACCUAUUUAAAGUAUCUGACGAUCCGAAAAUAUAUUCGCACUUUGUUUCUCAAUGACUAUAACACUGUAAAGACACUCUUGAAUAACCUCAGGAGUGAACUAGAGGAAAGGUAUAAAGUCUUGCCAACUUCGCUUCAAGAAAAAAUGUCCAUCAGCUCAAUGCACUCGAGAGCUCCGCAUAGCAGCAAUACGCGUUCAGACCAGUCUUCGAUUGUUCUGGAUAGCGACUAUAUUCAACCGACUGGCGAACCUGACCCCUUUAUAGACUUUGAACUGAUAGAAGAUGAUAUGGCCUCAGAUAUCCGGGAACCAAGAGGCGCUCCACUAGUGCAAAAUCCUGGAAGCGGAUUGUUCCUUACACCUAAAGAGUUUUACAUACGCCUUGAUGACAUGAACGUGUUAAUUGUAGACGUUAGACAAACUAACGAAUACGAUCAAACUAGAAUUCAGAAAAAGGCAGGAGGCAUGAUUAAUAUUCCACCCGAACUCAUUCAACCAGGCCUUUCCGCAAAUACGCUAGGGCUUAAAUUGCCACCAGUGACCCGUGUAAUCUGGGAUAACCGAGAUAGCUUCGACUGCAUUGUCAUUUUGGAUUAUGACACAACCAAGUUUACCUAUGGAUUGUCGAAAUUGCACUGCCUACGCAUAUUCAUAACUGAGUGGGACUUCAACAGAAGCUACCGGGAGCUCCCAUUUAUCCUAGAUGGCGGUUUAAAAGAGUUCGUUCAAUGUUAUCCUUCAGAAGUAGAGAAUUCUGGUUGUUUGUUCGCUAAGCAAAACUCGGAGAUCGAUGAUUUGUUGGAUAUAGACUCAGUGGAAUAUCCUGGUGCAGCCUCAGGAGGAGGUCAUAGAAACCUCAUGGUUGAUUCGGCAUAUUCUAUGAGCAACAUAGCAAAACGUGUAGAGAGGGACUUCCCCCCAAAAGAUGAAGACGAUGAAGUAGCGCUUAAAUUGCGUAAUAUACGUUCAGAAGGGGCAUUGCCGAAAAAUUCGUACUUUGCCAAGGAGCCAGGUGUAUCUAGUGGGCCUUAUACCAGCAUUUCCGAGCAUCGAAUUCCAAUGGAAUACAACAAAGGAAACAUUAACCCUGAAGCUUCGACGGACUUCAUGAAGCCGCAAGAUAUGUCGGUUGAUGUUUGCCAGGCACUCCGAAAGCUGAUGGAAGGUGACAGAGAGUUGCUGAUGCUAAAAGCCCGCGCAUCAAAACCAACUUAUCUUCUAGAGCAAUGGAAUGAGGGUAACCAAGACUACUCAAGGUCACCUGAAAGACGGAGAAAUAAUUCUCCAGAGCCGAUGGACAAUUCUGUGGCAACCUAUGUCUCUCCACCUCCUUCCUUUGACAGGUGUUUUAAACCUGCUAAAGUCAAAGAACCAGAAAAAGACGUGAAGGGGCGAGGCUUCACGGGAAUCCGAAAUUACAAGAAUUGCUGUUUUAUGAGCGCGAUCUUACAAUGUAUGAAAACAUUGCCGUUCAUAAAAGAGUACUUUGUGAAUACAAACAGGCACUUAACCCUGAAUCGAAGAGUACCUCCGGUAUUCAAUAUAUUGAUGGGUGAGGUGUUUGAUAAGCUGUGGGAGGGUACUGAGGAUGAUCCAAAAAUCUACUAUCCCCAAUUUAUAAGGGAUAAACUCAGCCGCGUGAACCCAAUGUAUGAAAAAGGGUGGCAUGAAGAUGCGUUCGAGUUCUUCACAUUUUUCUUCGGCCAACUCAGCGAGGAUUGCAUGGUCGAAAUGCCCAGACCGGAGGUUAUGACGGAUAGUGAACAAGCUUGGUAUAGUGCUCUACAAGGGCGAUCGAGCUUUUUGGUGGAUAGAACGUACCAUCAAUUUAGGAAUGAGAAAACUUGCACUCAUUGCAAAAAGAAGAUCUGUUCAUUCGAAACAGAGGGUAUCCUAAAUCUUGCCAUGCGGCAGAAUUUAGAACCCUGUGAAUUAGAAGGUUUGAUCAACGAUUAUCUGGCCGAAACCACUGAAAAAGACUAUCAGUGCGAGAUAUGCAAGAACAUUGGUGCAGUCGUGAACAAGAGAUCUGUCGUCGUAGAUCCAGACACGUUGAUUAUAUGUCUGAAAAGAAUCCUAAUUUAUGAAGAUGGAGUAAUGAAGCAUCCUGGUCUUGUCAGUUUUCCGGACAAGCUACAAUUUGGAACCUCGGUGUAUAAACUCUACGCUCUUGUCCAGCAUAGUGGAACUCUAUCUCAAGGCCAUUACAUUGCCACUGUUUUACUUGACGAUGUAAGAGACGACUGGAUCGAGUUCAAUGAUGACGUUAUGACUCGCAUCAAUACUAGGCCGUUGAAAGACGCUCCUGGAAUAAGAUCGAGUGUAGCUGGGUUCUUCUACGUUCGUCAAGAUGCUGCAGAACCUAAUGUGGUAUAGUCUGAUAAAGAAAUGUGAUACUAGAAUUACUAAACAACAUAUAUACAACAUUCCUGGAUAAGACGCAGUAUUUUUCUAGUAAUUUUAUCAUAUACCAAGUUCCUUUGAAGUGCCUAUACACGUAAUUUUUCUAUUUAGGAAAUUUGAAUAUCGAGCUCUAUUGUCUAUUUUCGCGGCGUAAAUGAGGUUAGAGUUUGCUUCUUGUCACAUCAUACAAAUAGCGUUUUCGCGCUAAGCAACUGGAAAGGGCAAAUAUAUUUGCAGGAAGUUAUUUAUGCUGCUUCAUAAUACACAGUGGGUAGAUCGAUAUAUUUGUAUUGAAUCUAUCCUCUGACCUUUAUGUAGCUUGUAAAUAUUUUUGUCAGAAUAUCCAUAUAAUAUUCAUGCAUGUUUUUGUGGAUAUAGAAUAUCAAUUUUAAGAACAAAAUGAUACAUUAUGCAUGUCAGAUGUGUUUUGACAAGAAGCUUUGUUUAUAUGAUUUAAGAAUUGUUGGGGUACAUCACUUUUGGAAAAUACAUGUAUAGAGUUGUCUUAAAAUGUUCUCAGUAGAUUUUUCGAUCAGUCCUAUGAUUUCAAGAUUCUAUACAAAUUAUCUAAAAACAAAAGGCAUAAUCAUUCUUGACAUAUCUUUCAGAUCUUUCUCAACGAAGUAGGCGGUCUUUUUAAUCUGAGGCCUCCUUGUUACCAUAAUGCAUAAUCAUCUACUUCAAGGCUCCCUUAUUCCAUUAUUUUCCUUAUUCCAUAUCAAGCUUCAAAGGACCAGGGUGGGUUUUCGACCCUGAAAAUGACUGAAUUAAAAUUGAUUGCAUCUAUGAGAUUUUCGAGUUUGAGUAUUUUAGAACAUACAGCAGUCAAUUGGGGUGAGAAUGAUCAUAAAAAAAGUGUUUCACUAUAAUUUGCUAUCUACAUAAUAUAUAAUGUUUUGUAAACAGAUUGUUUCAAUAGAUGUUAGUGUUAUUGACAAGUUUCAAUAGUUAGAAAAUGAAAACUAAAAUAAUAAAAAAUAGGGAAAAAACUAUGUGAACAAUCUCAGACUAAAAGUGGGGAGUCAUUGAUCACAUAUAAAUUUAACCUAUAUUAUAAACAGGCAGGUUCAUACAAGUUGAUCUAUCUGACCCCGAAAUGUUUAGUUACGGUUUAAAAGUUAUAAAAGAUUUUUGUUUAAGGGGUGUGAUUGUUCAGUGCGGGUGAGAUUGAUCAACGAUAACUUGCGAGUUUAAAAUCCAAAUACAUAUUUUAUUGUCAAUUUAAAAAAAACAUUUAUUCUACCUGCUGAAUUGCUAAAAACAGGUGUUUUAUUCUAUAAUAAAAGGUUGUAUGUUAAAAUAAAUAGGUGACUACAUUAAAAAACAAUUAAAAGUAAAGGAUAUCUACAUUUCAUAAACAUCGAUUUGCUUUUUAAAUAAAUAGGUUACGUUAUCAUUAGAGUUAUUAACAUUAGGCGUAGGUAGAAUAGCUAUAACGUCUUCUAUCUCAACUACAAACCCAUCGUCGGGCUGCGGAACGAAUAAUUUACGUGUCUUGUCACAAGAUUUCAUUCGUAAUACUUCAAACUCCUGUUUAUCUCCAUCGGAAUGUAUUGCCUGAAUCACUGCUGUGUAGCGAUAAACCGUUUUUUUCUUGAUCCUCCGAAUACCUUCACAAGUAUAAAUUUUCCAACUGCAAUAUUUUCUAAUCGCGGUUCUAAGUAUUCAGUUUCUUCUUGCACAUCCUCUUUGAUGUCCUCAACAGCUUCGUCAUCCGAAUGGUCAUUGGUUAGUGGUUCACCGACAUCUGAAUCACUCGAACCAUCAUUGCUGGCCGUUACACUUUUACCAGGCUCCACAUUAAGCUUCUUGCGUUUAACAUUUUUUCUUGUUGGAACUGAGGAGAAUCGUUGUUCUUGUAAAUAGUUUAGAAGGGAUUCACUGACAUCGGCAGUUGGAUUUGGAUGAACAACUGGAAUUUUGCGCAAAACACGCUCUGGAUCUAGUGGCAUAAUUCCAGCUGCUUGACAUGAGGUCGUUUUUAAUGGCAUUAAUGGAUUUGAUUUCCAUUUCGGUGAUAGUGGAUGCAAGAAGUUGAGGGAAAGUCCUUAUCAAUUGAUGUUUGCUGCCUAUGUGUCAUUUUCCAAUUGGUCAAUACACUCCUCCAUGCAUUCUUAAAUGGGCGAAAAAAGCCUACAUCCAAAGGCUGCGUCAGGUGAGUGGAAUAUUUAGGUAGGCAGACAAAAUCAAUGUCAUUCUCUUCACAUUGCGAUAUAACAGUCUCGGUAAAAUGAGACGAAAGGUUGUCUCCUAGCAAAACUUUACGUCCUGGCAAUCUCUUAGCAUGCGGCAAAAAGCAUGAUUCAAACCAUUCGGUGAAUGUUUGGGCAUCCAUCCAUCCAUCCGGGAUGUGUCCUAUUGUAACGCGAUCCGGCACUGCAGUAUCUCUUAUUACAACAUGGUUCUCCUUUUGGUCCCAUUUCAAUCCACUGCUGCCAGAGCUUUCCGGCUUUGUAGACGAUGUAUGGGGGCAAAAGCACUCCAGAUGUGGAGCCGCACAUCAUAACAGUUACGGCAGUUUUAGUAAAAUUGCAAACACGUUCUGGGUACUUUGUGCCACGACGAAAAAGCAGUUUUUUUUACCAGGAUCGUCCAAUAAUUCGUUUUGUCAUAGUGGAAUAUAUUAGACGCAGGAAUAUCUUUUAGUGUGUUGCUUAAAUUUUCAAAAUACUCAACUAUAGUGUUUCGCGAAACAUUUGCACGACAUUGUUUUAUGUUCGUUGCAACUUUUUGACUUAUUUCAUUUUUAUGCCUAUUCAGUAAACCAUAAACCCAAUCUUUACCUGGCAUAUUGUUCUUGAAUUUUGUUUCUGACCGUCCUUUGCUAUCUAAAUAGUUUUUGGCUAGAUUACGUACAUCCAAAAUGCCUAAUGGAAACCUCCACAUAUACUGGCAGAUUUAAUAAAAGCUAUUUCUUCAUUUUUAGAAAAGACGGUUUGUCCACCUGUCUUUCUAGUACGCAAACCACAAUAUUUGUUUCUAAGGGUACCAAAUGGGAUUUUGUACUCAGUUGAAGCACGACGUAAUGACCAUUUAUCUUCCGUGACCUUUUCUAGUGCUGCCUCCAAUGCUUCUGGCUUAUAAUCCGCAUAUUUUCGAGCCCCCAAUUUCUUUUGUAUUGCCGUGGCAUGAUUUAUGAACUGAAAAAAAACGACACUAUAAGUAUAAUCGAGCAAUUUUCAAUAAUAUACGAAGAAAUAUCUUGAUCAAUCUCACCCCGCACUUGCGAUCAAUCUGACCCCAUCGCAUAAAUUUAAUUAUAAACUACAAACGUGUUCUCCGAGAGUCGUGAAUUACAGAACGUGACAUCCUGAGACAUGGUUAGAUUAUUUCAUGCCGGCAAAUAACUAAAUAUAUUACCAUAAUUAUACUUACCAGACAAAGUUCUGGAAGCUAUAAAUCCUGAUUAAACACAUAACAGAUCUUAACUGCAGUUUUUUUACACAACACAACGCAUUAACGACGCUGCAGGCACACAUGCUAUUCAACUAUGUUUUUACAACGAUAACCUAGCGGCAAAGGCCAAAUCUAACCGGCGAUUGGCGCGGUAAAUUCGAAUUUAUAAAAGAAUGAUGAUCAAUCUCACCCCCAGUUAUCAAUCUCACCCCAAAUGACAGCAUUUUUUCUUCAAUCUCAAUAACGAAAAGGUAUUUUUUUGUCACUAGAUCUAUUUCAAAGCUAACUUCCAAACAGUAAUUUUUGAUGGCGAUAGUUCAAGCAAAUUAGAAACAAUAGAACAAUAAUAGGAAUUAUAGAAUUCAAAGCACUCAAAAAUAGACAAGUAAAUAAGUUUUAACAAAAUUCAUUCACAGCUAGUACUCUGUCAUCAUAGGAUUUGCAUCAUUUACGACCUGAAGACUUCCUGGAAUAUAAUUUUUUGAGCUAAUUCUGAUCUAAUCUGGUCCCAUUUCUGCAGAACAUCUUGUAGCUGUAGUUCCGCAGAAAUUUCAUUUUUUCGGGCCUUCAGGUCCAGCAAGAACCGAAAAUGUUUAAUGGGAUUGAUAUUCGGGAUUGUGCAAAAACAAUGUAAAGUUACUAUUCCUUUGUUUUAGUAACGGUGUGUUGAAACAUAAAUGUUUCCUUGAUCCCCAAUUUUCUCAGCGCUGCUGUGCAUGUUUUGGGACAAAAGUUAACAUUACUUGUCUGCAUUCAUAAUGCCUUGAUGAAGCUUAGAUUUCCAACACCAUUCCACGACAUGUAGCCCCAGACUAACUAACUAACUAAUCAUCAAUUUCCACUGUUGGACUGAUAUGUCUCAUUUUCAAAUUGAGUGUUAGGUUUUAUCCAUACAUUUUUGCCGCCAUCAGACCUUACAUCUUGAUCUUACUUUAAUCUUCAAGGUUUCGGAUCUUAUGGUCACAAAUAUGUUUGAAGAAAACUUAAAAUACUCAAUUUGAAAUGAGGCAUAUCAGUCCAACAAUGCAGCAUGGAGGGACAGCGUUUUAGUCUGGGUCUGUAUGCUGUGGAAUGGUGUUGGAAAGCUAGGUUCAUCGAAAGUACUAUGAAUGCAAACAAUUCUAUUAUUUUGCAUGAUAACAUGCUGAGCAGCACUGGAAAAUGGAGAUCAGGGGAACAUUUAUCAUUCAACAGGAUAAUGAUCUUAAACACAAACAAAUUCACUUCACAAUAUCCCUGCCCAACUCAAAAUCUCCAAAUACUAAUCCCAUUGAACAUUUGUGCUACUUGCUGGACCUGAAGGCGUGAAAAAGUAAAAUUUCUGUCAAACGACAGCUACAAGAUGUUAUAUGCAGGAAUGGGACCAAAUUGGACCAGAAUUUCCAUGCCAUGACUGCUUCAGACUAUAAGUGAUGCUAAUGGUAUGAUAACAAAGUAACUGUAAACAGAUUUUGUUAUCACUUAUUUACUUGUUUUUUGUCAAUAUUUUUUUACCUUUGAAAUUCGUAUUUCCUAUUAUUAUUCUUACAUUAGUUUUAAUUUGCCCAUCAAAACGAAAAAUGUUGAUCAAAUUUAAAAAUACAUAUCUUAUAAGAUGUUUGAAAAAAUUUAACUUAAGUUAUUUCCAGAUCCGAAAAUCCCGCUUUUCCAUCCUGAUCCCUUACAAUCGACCCUGUUUGUCAAAAUCAGAAAUUUCGGUUAUCCUAUUGAUUUCUUACCAUAUUGAGUAGGUCCAUACGUUUAUUGUUUCUCGUGUAAAGUAGUAAAAUAAGAAAGCCUUGAAAUUAUUGUAUAUAGAUCUAAACAGAAUGCUUAACAACUCUUCUGUCUGUCCCAAAUGUCAAGCCUUAGUGAAGAACACCUACUGAUUCGUCCCCAAAAUGUAUUCCCGAGAUACACAGACAAACUCUUAUUGUAUUAUAAAGAUAUUGUGCAAUAACUUAUAUUACCCAAGGUCUUUAAGUCCUUGUUUAUAAGAUUGACUGGUUCAAUUGGUGCUCUGCAAAAAUUUCAUUUCAGUUCAAGCCAGCCUUUUUCCUGUGCCCCAACAUUCAUGUUUAUGUUUUAUGUUACUUAUCGUUGUUGUUGCAACAUUCAUGUUUAUUUUUUGUUACUUAUCGUUGUUGUUGAGUCAUAUUUUAUACUAGGCUCUCCUGCACUAUUUGAAAAAGACAGAAGGCUUAGCAACAAUGGAUAUUUUCCAACCUUACCAUAUCCUUCGUUAAUGUUGCUCAAAAUUCCAAUACAAAAUCCAUAGACAAUUUUUUUUCAUAUCACCAGGUUCUUUGGUCGGAUCAAGAAACUCAUGAGAUCCUUUGCAUUAAAUGAUAUAUUCCAACUUUACCAUAGCCUUUGUUAUUUCAAACAGUUUUUUAUCACGCAAAAGACAUAGUUACAUAUCAUUUACUAGCAGAUACUCCAUAUACAUCAUUUUUGCAGCAACCAGAAGAGAGCUAGGUAUAUAAUAUGCCGCCAGAUUGCUUUAAAGGCCGUUUUCAUAAUUUAAGUUUUAUUUAUUUUAAUAUAGAUUCGUUGUGUACACAGAGAACUUAGUACAAGCUUCUUAAUAUAGUGGAUCCAAAUGAACUUUACAGGAUUUCAUAAAAGGUGUUCAGUUUGACAGAUUGAUGUGGAACACAAAAAAUAAUUCAAAAGGUGUAGGUACUGUUACAUGUUUUUUUUGUUCAAUGUGGGUCCAAUAAAUUCAUCACAUAUUCUAGAAACACCCUUUUGAGACAGUUGCAUGAUUUUUUAUAUCUGAAUACAAGAAAGGCUAAAGUACCCUCUCGACAUUCCACUGAAAAGCUUGUGCUUUGUCCAGAACAGCAAGAACAACUUAGUAGCUUUUGUAACUUAAAAAAAAUAUGUUUUUAUAAAAACUUUUGAAACCUGUUGGGAUACUCUGUGGCUUAAAUUAUUUUUAUAUUUGUUUUGAUUGACCAAUAGCAAAACAUGAAAACAUUCUAGUCUCUGCAUGAAUAUAUGUAAUCUAUAUAUUGUUUUGUUUAGGUAUUUAUUACUAUAG